AUGGUCGGGGUCACAAGCCAGGUUCAACAGGUAGCAGACAGCGAGGUACAGAGGGUCAGGCAGAGGGAUGGUCAGGAACGAGCCGGGGUCAGAGCAGGAGAAGUCAGCAGAGAUCAGAUCAGGCAGGGUCAGGGACAGGGACAGGAUGCAGGAACAGGAUGCAAGAUACAGGGCCCAGGAAAACACAUACACCAAGGCAGAGUCUGCAGGUCUGGCCAUCCCUUAAAUACACCAGCAUAAGCAGUUUCAGGUGUUUUGCUGGCUGCAAGGUUGAGUCUCUGAUUGCUGGGAGCACCCGCUGGCCAGCCCUGGUACUGCAGCUCAUAAGGCAGGUGAUACCCACCAUUGCUGGCCAGUCCAUUCCUGACAGCACCCGAUCUCCAAGUUGCAAAUCCUGAACAUUUAUUCUCAAGUCAUAGUUCCUUUGCUGCCCUUCAGCAUCAGGAGCCAC
This is a messenger RNA of Staurois parvus, 451 nucleotides long. Lineage: Eukaryota; Metazoa; Chordata; Amphibia; Anura; Ranidae. The record is from the annotation of a GenBank genome assembly.